UCUCACAGUGUUAUAAUUAGUUUGCAGGACGGUGACAGAUCCCAGUCUCUGAGUCUGCUCGCUGAUCAUCAGGUGGAAAAAUCUGAGUCCAGAGGCGGCCAAGAAUUGCUCGGAUCGCCGAGUGGAUGCCACGCACUAGUGUAGCAGCUGCCGCUCCUUCCAGUCUUCCCUUUGGUCCGCUGCUGCAAGCCUGCGUCAGAGACACCGUGGAGUUCCAGCCCUUCUUCCCAUUCAUCAUGAAGUCAGCGGAGGAAGAACACUAUAACUAUGCAUCUUCCAAUAUAAGUGCCAGCUUGUCACUGAGUGUGAUGAAUCCUUCAUUAUCAACUUCAUGCCAUGGUCCUCAAUCAUCAAACCCAGUCAUUUCCAUUAUUCCAUCAGCAAGCCAUUCAUCGGGAUAUGGAGGGAAUCUUGAGACUGAAACCUCGGGAUACUACUUAUCUCCGAAUAUGAGACCUAAUGGAGCACCAUUAGAGAGCCCUAGAAUUGAAAUCACGUCAUGUUUAGGGAUGCAUACUAGCAAUAACCAGUUCUUUCAUGAAGCAGAUAUGGAAGAAUCAAUCCCUAAUGUUAAGCGAGGACAUUCAACUGCAACACUGACCUUGCCAAAUGUUGACAACUAUCGAGAUCCAUCUUGCUUGAGUCCAGCAAGCAGUUUGUCUUCCAGAAGCUGCAAUUCUGAAGCUUCCUCUUUUGAAUCAAAUUACUCUUAUCCAUAUACUUCCCCUCAGACCUCUCCAUGGCAGUCACCAUGCGUCUCUCCCAAAACAACUGACAUAGAAGAAGGCUAUCAGAGAAGCAUGGUCACCUGUAAUUUGCUGAACUCUCCCAGGCAUUCCCCAUCUACUUCUCCCAGGACGAGCAUUUCAGAAGAAAAUUGGCUUGCAGCUCCAAACUCACGCCCAACAUCUCCAUGCAACAAAAGAAAAUACAGCCUUAAUGGCAGACAGACUUCUUACUCCCCUCAUCACUCUCCGACUCCAUCUCCUCACAAUUCUCCCAGAGUUAGUGUGACUGAUGAGACCUGGUUGGGAAACACUCACCAGUAUACAAGUUCUGCAAUUGUUGCAGCAAUUAAUGCUCUCACCACUGACCCAAUAGACAUGAAUGAUGACAUUCCAUCAAAAGCCAGAAAAACAGAGUACAGCAUACCUCUAAAAACAGAGCCCAUUUGUGAUGAACAUGGCACAUUGUCACCAUCUGCUGACUUGUCACCAGAAGAGUAUUCUGGAUUCCAUCACAUCAGGAAAGGCAAUUUCUGUGAUCAAUAUCUGUCGGUUCCACAGCAUCCUUACCAAUGGGCCAAACCAAAGAACAUGUCCCCUACAUCCUAUUUGAGCCCCUCUCUGCCGGCCCUUGAUUGGCAUCUGCCAUCCCAGUCAGGACCUUAUGAACUGAGAAUUGACGUGCAGCCCAAAUCUCAUCACAGAGCUCAUUAUGAGACGGAAGGAAGCCGAGGGGCGGUGAAAGCAUCUACAGGAGGCCAUCCCAUUGUGCAGCUACACGGGUAUUUGGAAAGCGAGCCACUCACCCUCCAGCUGUUCAUCGGCACGGCAGACGAUCGCCUGCUGCGACCUCAUGCUUUCUAUCAAGUCCAUCGUAUCACUGGCAAGACCGUUUCAACGACAAGCCAUGAGACCAUCAUCUCCAACACCAAAGUUUUGGAAAUCCCACUGCUGCCUGAGAACAAUAUGAAAGCAAUUAUUGACUGUGCCGGUAUACUGAAGCUGCGCAAUUCUGACAUUGAGCUGCGAAAAGGGGAAACUGACAUUGGAAGAAAGAACACUAGAGUGCGUCUGGUGUUCCGUGUUCACAUUCCACAACCCAAUGGGAGAACGCUGACACUGCAAGUGGCAUCCAAUCCAAUUGAGUGCUCCCAGCGGUCUGCUCAGGAAUUGCCUUUGGUAGAAAAACAAAGUAUUGACAGCUUCCCGGUGAUUGGAGGAAAGAAAAUGGUUGUGUCUGGCCACAACUUUCAUCAGGAUUCCAAAGUCAUUUUUGUUGAAAAAGCUCCAGAUGGACAUCAUGUAUGGGAAAUGGAAGCAAAAACAGAUAAAGAAAUGUACAAGCCAAAUUCACUAGUUGUGGAGAUCCCAGCGUUUCGCAAUCAAAGAAUAUCCAGCCCAGUUCAAGUCAAUUUUUACGUCUGUAACGGGAAGAGGAAAAGAAGCCAGUACCAGCAAUUCACCUAUCUGCCAGCCAAUGUUCCAAUUAUAAAAACAGAGCCCACUGAUGACUAUGAGUCAGCUCAAACUUGUGGCCCAGUGAACCAGGGAUUAACGCAACUCUCAAAGCCAUACUACAGCCAACAGAUUUUGAUGCCAUCUGAUCCUGGUUCGUGCCUUGUGUCUGGCUUCACAUCUUGUCAACAAAGAAACACUGUGAUGACAUCUUCCAAUUCAAGCCACAAGCUCCAUGACCUAUCAUCUUCACCGUACAACAAAUGCAUCUCGAAUACUGGCCACUCCCAGCUAGGACUUCAGCAGCCCACUGGAGGCGUUCCCACCAUACAGGAAGUGCCACGGUCUAUAGUUGUGCACCCAAGUUCACCCGAUCAGUCAUCCCACAUCAUGCUGCAGCCGCAGGUGAGUCUCCAUCAGAGCAGUAGCUGUCCCCUUGGUUAUCAACAAACAGUCUAUCCCAACAGUCCCUCUUCUCCAGUUCCGUCUAUUACCCAAGAGCCAUCCUAUUUGCAGCCCUGCAGUCCAACUAAUUCAUCAGUAAUGGGCCAACCGCAGCACCAACAGCAGAAGGUUCAGAGAAAUGAAUCUCCAACCACUCAACCUCUGUCACUGCCAGAGUUGCAUGAGGACAGUAAUCAUAAUUUGGCCCCUAUUCCUGUAACCAUCAAGUGUGAGCCUGAGGAAUUGGAUCAGUUGUACUUGGAUGAUGUAAAUGAAAUUAUAAGAAAUGACCUCUCAAGCAACAAUGUCCAUUCAUAGCUAUGACAAUCAUGAACUUAGACAGUGACCUGUCACCCAUCUGCUGUGGAAUGAAGAUUAAAUAAUGAAUUGGAUUCCUAUAACCAAGUCCUUCCAUCAUUUCAUGGAGUUUAUAUCUCUGGUACAGCAGGUACAUCAGACUUGUUUAGUCUUCAGCAGGACUCUCAUCUCAAGAAAAACAAGAAAUAAAACAUUGUAACUGUGUAUUGUAUGGAAUAUAACUGAAAUACUUGACGAAAGCUGAUGGCUAGGAACCGUGACUGAUCCGUUUGGCACCACUGGAUGCCGGCAGUGCCUUAAAUGUUCAUAUUUGUGGCAUUAGGAUGAAUCAAAAAGCUUUCUGUUUGCUACCAAAAGAAGUAUUUUCGGUGCAAAGAACUAUAAAGCAACUGUUCAGCUUGCUGUAUUAUAGAAGCAAACUUAAUUCCGACGAAGAUAACAACGAUUGGAUGUAAAAAACUUAGCCUACAAACUCUUUCAAUGCUGCAGAUCAAAAUGGAAGUAUCGCCUUAACCUGUGCGCCUCAAAACCAACCAAUUGGACUCUUGUUAUAUUUUAUCUAAUAUAUAUAAAGUAAUCCUUUUUAUUAAAAUAAUGUUUUAUUCUAAAUUUGGAACCAGAGCACAGCACAAAGAAAGCUUAAGCACAAGACAGUUUUAUAGAAAACAUAAAAACUGCAUGUUCAAAUGUGAUUUAAUCAGAGGAGGAUACUUAACUGUGUGAGAAAAAUUUCAUGCGCUCCCCCCACCAUUGACACAAGCAUUUCCAUAUUUAUUCAUAUUGAUAUUCAGAUUAUAUCCUGAUUAAAACCCCUUCCUCACUUCUGACUUCUCUUAUUGGAUUGUUUUCAUCUUAUCAACAAACCGUUAUAUCUGCAUACAAAAACAAGUUAUAUUAAGCUAAUAUGUCACCUGCCUUAUAUUCCUAACGCCAUCCCUUGGGUUAAUCUUGAUACAUAGGUAUAUUGUAUGCAUCGUGUUGCUCUAUCAUGAAAGCAAGCACUUUAAAGAAUAAACAACAAAAAAAUCAAGUUGCAUUAAACUAAAAGCAACAAGUGUAAUUUGUACAUAGGUGACGAUAAGAUUGUAAAUAUUUGUUUGGUUCCACAAAAGCCUUAUAACUCUUGUCAUUCUUCUGCAGUAAGGGUGGUUGACAUGUGCCUCUGCAACUGUUAUGAAACUACAAUCCCCAGAAUGCCUGCUGCCAGCUGGCAAUGCAUGCUAGGAGUUGUAAUUCAGUAACAGCAGGGGUCUCGCAGAUUGCCUCAGACUGUACAUGGGGAAUGUUACCAAAAAG
Molecule: messenger RNA, 4238 nt
Organism: Nanorana parkeri
Lineage: Eukaryota; Metazoa; Chordata; Amphibia; Anura; Dicroglossidae
Gene: NFATC1
Product: nuclear factor of activated T-cells 1
Exons: 10
Coding region: 126-2942 (938 amino acids)
Biological process (GO): cytokine production; regulation of transcription by RNA polymerase II; calcineurin-NFAT signaling cascade
Cellular component (GO): transcription regulator complex
Molecular function (GO): RNA polymerase II cis-regulatory region sequence-specific DNA binding; DNA-binding transcription factor activity, RNA polymerase II-specific; transcription factor binding
Source: RefSeq, a predicted model, not a curated record